UGGCAGGUUUCGGACGAUCUGUGGGCUUGUGUACGCCGAACUUCGUCGGCGUUUGGUGUUAAUGUCGUGUGAGCCGCGCAUGCGUUUGCAACUCGUUGAAUGGACCGUGAGUGAGUCGCUGCCAGUGAAUGAAAAAAGUUGAAUUUUGCGAAAAACGCACGCGAAUUUCACUUCCAGUGGUUUGAGCGAGGAAAAGCAAAGUGUUGCCUUAGGUAAGCAAUAAGCAACGACACUAUCAGUUCGCGUGUGUUUUGGGGGUGCGUAGUGCGUCUGUGGGUUGUACGAAAAAUUGUGUAAAAGGAUUCGUGAGUCACGUGCAAGUGUCUGCGAGCAGGAUUUGAAGUGGAGUGGAAUCGCGUUGUCUCUUCAGCCGUGUGAACUGUUCACGAUUCGUGUAAACUGAAACCAAAAGGAUGCUUGGACGCUCCGUGAUCAAUUUCAAUCUGAUUCAAGUGUAGAAUUUCGUGAAGCGUGAAGUCUCGUGAGUCGUAUUUCAGUGCAACGUUCCUGGACGAAACGUAAUACCAAUCGACGGCAGGAUAUAAAUAACAUUUUAUCACCGCUGAGAAAUCUUAAGGAGACAUUGGGCACCCUAAAUUGGUCGUUAUCAGUGCAAGGAUCUCAUUGGGACCUCUUCGAGCCUUGCAGGUCUUCUUGUCGCUGCGUCAUCAGCCCAAUCUCACAUUCUCGAUAUAAAUUAACUCUGACAUUGUCACGGCUGUUUCGUCCGAUGUUUCUUUAUUUUUUAUGACUCUCCUUGGGCUCGGUUGCCGUGGAAGGUUGCUCCUAACUUACUUCCCAACCUGAACGUUUGUGUUCUGAUUUUUUUGUCAAAAUUCCUUUUGGACCUGAUUUCGGCCACUGCCACAUGGACUGACAUGUUUUCGGGUCUGGAUGUUGCGUGGUCCAGAUAAGAUUGAGUUGUGCUGUUAAAGUAGAUCGCGACAUCUCAAUCCCUGUCUCGGGGAGGCGAUAAAUUAAUGAUUGGACCUCCGAACUGACAAAAUUAUCUAUCGUUUACUGGGCGAAUUGGGACGAGAUUUUCGGGUCAGACGAGAGUUACAAGGAGCAAGUUUGAAGAGGGUAUCAAUUCGACAUUGACGUCUUUAUCCUUGAAUUCUUGAAUAUUUGAUUUGUAAAAUUGUUGUGGAGUUUGUGUGUGACAAGUGAAAUUGUGGAUUGUGCAAGAAGGAGUGUGCUAGUGAGUAGUUUGUAACAUUGAAAGUGUGAUAAUAUCAAGGAUAAUCGAGCAACAACAAGAAGCAAGGAUUUUCCAGCAACAACAUCAGCAACAGUUGCAGCCACCGCAGCCGCAACAAGGAGUGCCAUUGGCGAAUAUCUGCGGACCUGUACAACAGACGCACAUGGGCGUCUGUACUGAAGAGCGCCCUGUGAUGCAUUGGCAGCAGAGCGCAAGAUUCUUGGGACCAGCCAGAGAACGUAGUCCAACACUACCGGGUGCACUGAAUCAACAAUGUUCAGGUGUAAAUAACAAUCAUCCACUGAAUCGUCUGUGCUCCUCGUGCCCGGAUUCAUGUGAUCAUGCCACGACAAAAACAUUUGGCGCAAGUCCAAUCUUCAAUGAUUCAUGUCGAAGGUACAUCACGAAAUUAAUCGAACAUGCUAAUAAACAUUACCCUACCACUACUAGCCUCCAACCAGAACGGACUCACUCAUCACAUGAUGGUACUAAUAUUUACAGCUAUGAUGCCUCCGAUCGUACAAAUGUUUUUGAUGAAUCCUCGAUAAAUUACUCGGACUUGAGUCGAGGAGCUGCAGAUUGCACCGAGCUAGUGGGUAGUAUACAUUCCGGUAUUCCGCUCAAGACGGAACCCUGCGGGCCGCCAAGUAGUCCUGAAUCGUCUCCGGACACGUUACCAGGACCGGAUGAUUGUGCGGGAUGCGGACGACUGAUACAGGAUCGAUUCUAUUUGUCCGCGGUGGAAAAACGCUGGCAUGCCGGAUGCCUGCAAUGUUGCAUAUGUCGGCAACCACUAGAUAGAGAAACCUCAUGCUUUUCCAGGGAUGGUAAUAUUUAUUGCAAAGGCGAUUACUACAGAGUUUUCGGUACCAGAAGGUGUUCACGAUGUCUGGCCUCAAUAAGUUCCUCAGAGUUAGUUAUGCGUGCUCGACACUUAGUUUUCCAUUUAGGCUGUUUUUCAUGUACCAUUUGCAAUUCACCGUUAACGAAAGGUGAUCAGUUUGGUAUUAGAGAUUCAUCAGUGUUUUGUAGAUUACAUUAUGAAAUAGCAUUAGAAUCACAAGCAACUCCUUCUACGCCACUACCAAAUUCUUGUUCAUAUGUGACUCCAUUCGGUACAUCGCCAAAUAAUCCAUCGAGUCCUGUGGAUCCAUCGAAAAUGGUUCCUGCCGGAUUUUAUGUACCUCCAGCUAUUAUGACCGGAUUACCUCAAGCGCCACGACAAAAGGGACGACCAAGGAAGAGAAAACCCAAGGAUCUUGAAACAUUGACAGCUAAUAUUGACCUCAAUGCCGAGUAUUUGGAUUUUGGCCGUGGUGGUCACCUGAGUGCCUCGUCGAGAACGAAACGAAUGCGUACGUCAUUCAAACAUCACCAGCUUAGAACAAUGAAGUCCUAUUUUUCGAUUAAUCACAAUCCAGAUGCCAAGGAUCUCAAGCAGCUCUCCCAGAAGACCGGAUUGCCAAAAAGAGUGUUACAGGUGUGGUUCCAGAACGCUCGAGCCAAGUGGCGUCGGAUGAUGAUGAAGCAGGACGGGAAAAGUGGCAGCGACAAGAGCGAAGGACCUCUCGACCUAGACAGCUACAGUGCUCAUAGUCCUCCAUUCAUGCUGGGCGGCCCACCCAGCCCCCAUUCGAUAGAAUAAUUUCCUCCAAGAAAACACAUGAAAACAUGAUUUAGGAAAAGAUAAUCUUAAGAGCAUCCAUAAAGACAUCUCGUGAUUUUUUUCUGGAUAGGGACGAAAAGGUAUUCUAAACAAAACACUGAACGACACCGUUUCGGGGGAGGAGUUUUCAUUUAAGGAAAGUACCAGUGAAUUCGAUUGUGUUUAAAAAACAUCACAUGUAAAGUUUCUAGAUAAAAUUAAAGAUAAACAAUAAAAUAAUGAUUAAAGAUAGUCUAAACGCAGCGUGAAUAUCCAAUCUAAAGAACAGACAGAAUCUACUUAACCGAGUGAAUAAAAAGAUCCUACUAAAUCUUAAGAUUUUUAGUUCGUUGAGCUGAUAAUUUAGCGGUAGAUGAAUAGAGUGUAGUUACGUGAAGAUUAUAUUAUAUAAAACGGUAAACGGAUAAAUCGAAAGCCCGAAUGAAACUUCUAUGACAGUUUGCAAUUAAUAUUUUCAAACGAAGAGCGCAAUAUAUGCUGAAACCAUUAUUACGACCCUCAAACUAAACGAGGAUCUAACAGAAAAGGUAAAACCAAUAAAAGAUUCAUUUCCAAUCCAUCUUUGUUCAGUCUCAACAUGUAAUUCGAUUUGAUUCCUUCUCUCUUUAGCCUUUUAAGUUAUUUAUAUUAGUUGUAAUAUUUACAUUUGUACUUAUGUAUUUUAUUUAUAAAGAAAAGAAUGGAAAAUUACAUUAGAAAAUAAUAAUUUCGAAGC
Molecule: messenger RNA, 3582 nt
Organism: Hermetia illucens (black soldier fly)
Lineage: Eukaryota; Metazoa; Arthropoda; Insecta; Diptera; Stratiomyidae
Product: protein apterous
Exons: 7
Coding region: 1365-2846 (493 amino acids)
Biological process (GO): regulation of transcription by RNA polymerase II; neuron differentiation
Cellular component (GO): nucleus
Molecular function (GO): RNA polymerase II transcription regulatory region sequence-specific DNA binding; DNA-binding transcription factor activity, RNA polymerase II-specific
Source: RefSeq, a predicted model, not a curated record